AUGACUGAAACGCUCACGACCAACAAGCCGGCAACAACCCUCCUCCGGCUGGCCUCCGGCAACGGCCCCGUCACACGCACCGUCCUGACAACCCCCCUACGCGAUGCCCUCCCCUCCGAGAUUCCCAUCAUCGACAUAGCCGGAGCCUUCAGCGACGCCCUCGCCGACCGCAAAGCCGUAGCGCAGCAGAUCCGCGCCGCCGCCACGACCUCAGGCUUCUUCUACAUCACCAACCACAACAUCCCCGCCUCAGACGACGUCGGCGGGCUGCAGGUGCUCAACCGCGAGGGGCAGUGGAUCCGCGCGUCGCCGGUGCCGGGCACCUUUGUCGUCAACAUUGCCGACUACCUGCAGCGCAUCACCAACGACCUGUACGUGAGCACGGUCCAUCGGGCUGUGAACCGCAGCGGCAGGGAGAGGAUCAGUAUGCCCUUCUUUUUCGGCUUCGGGCUGCACGAGAGCUGUGCUGUCAUCAAGAGCUGCCUAAAGGACGGCGAGGAGCCGAGAUAUGAGGAUAUUGGAUGUGACGCGUGGGUGAAGAAGAGGGCCCAGGCCAUGCACAAGACGGAUGCAGAUGACGAAGAUGCAAACUGA
Messenger RNA from Verticillium dahliae VdLs.17, 594 nucleotides. Its product is annotated as 2OG-Fe(II) oxygenase. The transcript is spliced from 2 exons. The coding region runs from base 1 to 594 and encodes 197 amino acids. NCBI's taxonomy places the organism in Eukaryota, Fungi, Ascomycota, Sordariomycetes, Glomerellales, Plectosphaerellaceae. Gene Ontology annotation, molecular function: dioxygenase activity. The record is from RefSeq and is a predicted model, not a curated record.